Messenger RNA from Suricata suricatta (meerkat), 18097 nucleotides. It is a transcript of the gene RNF213, whose product is annotated as ring finger protein 213. Gene Ontology annotation, cellular component: nucleolus; membrane; cytosol. Gene Ontology annotation, molecular function: metal ion binding; ATP hydrolysis activity; ubiquitin-protein transferase activity. Lineage: Eukaryota; Metazoa; Chordata; Mammalia; Carnivora; Herpestidae. The transcript is spliced from 70 exons. Gene Ontology annotation, biological process: sprouting angiogenesis; negative regulation of non-canonical Wnt signaling pathway; ubiquitin-dependent protein catabolic process. The coding region runs from base 477 to 16439 and encodes 5320 amino acids. The record is from RefSeq and is a predicted model, not a curated record.
GCAGCGGAGCGGUGCUGUUUGGGGGAACGGCAUCCCCUCCCCUGUAACCGCGCUGCCCGGAGCGCGGCGCGGUGCCGGGUUCCUGGGACGGCCCGUGGCCAGGGUCCCCAGGAAGGGAUGGGCACCUCCGCCGUGAUGGCCUCGGGGGCCACCUGGCGGCCGCGGGGAGGCCAGAGGAGGAGGGAGUGCAGAGAUGGGGGCGGCCACCCGCCCUUGACCCUCCCCAGCCCCCCAAUCCCCGCCCGGCUUUCUUAGAUCGCGGUUGGGGGGAAGGGCUUUGAGUUCCGCGCAGUUCUCAAGUUGGGAAAAGUCAGGAAGCUCCGUUGGAUACUGACUGUAGCGCCCGGUGCCUGCGUUCUCAUUUCGGCCCUUAGACCCUCGGUGCCCGCGUGGGUUUCAGUGCCCUGCUGUGACCUUUCUGGCCUGCGGGGAGGCAGAGCCUGGCCGAGGAGGAGACUCAGGGGAGUCCUGACCGGAUGUGCCCCGGGCUGCCAAUGCAUGCUGGUCGCUCUGAUGGGGUCCUGCGCGGCCAGCGGACAGUGCCGUCUGCCUCACCUGACUCUCCUGCCACCUGUGAACCAGACCUGCGGGAGCUUGCCGGCCGGAGAAGACCCAUCUCCAGAGGAAUGGAGUGUCCUUCGUGCGGGCAUGUCCCCAAAGAGGACACCCCCAAGUUCUGCAGCCAGUGUGGACAGAGGCUGCUUCUAGCAGCCCCCGCGGCAGAUUCCAAGAACAACAGCCCCGAGGAGAUGCCAGCUCCAGAGGGCGAAGCGGAGCACGGACAGGGUGGUCCCCAGGUGGCCCCGGCCCCAGAGGGAGACAUGGAGCUCGGGCAGGAGCUGCGGGAGGACGGCGGCCCUUUCUUGUCCCAGGGCUCCCGUCACCUCCAGCAGGAAAGUCUGGACGAGCUGCCCUCCAGCGUCUCCAGGACCGGGUCAAAGGGAGGUGCCUCAGAGGCUUGCGUGGAUGAGGCCGACGGCACAUCCGAUGAGCUGGAGGCUAAUCACCCUCCCAGCAAAAGAAGAAAAGAGGACCCAGCCCUGCGUCAGGUCGCCGCCUCGGCCUCUGCAGACGCCCCGCAGGCUCCAGCGGUCAGCAGUCCGCCCCUCUUAGAGGCCAUUGGCUUCGUGGGGGAGGAGCAAGUCUUUUUCGCUCCUCGCGCCUGGCACAGGGUGCCCCCCAGGUCCCUCGCGCCUGGCACAGGGUGCUCUCGGCCUCGAGCUGAGUCGGAGAAGAUGGCGCACAGGGCCGCGGGCCACAAGUCCCUGCAGGCCUCCUUCCGCCGGACCCGUGGUUCUCAGCCGGGCCGUGGGCGGACGCUGACCCUCACCCCGUCUCGGCACCUGCUCCCUGACGUUCGGGGCCUCUGUCGUCUCCAGGAAGAUGCGGCCCCAGCCAGGCCAGCUGGGGCAGCGGGAGAGGCCAGGAGAGAAGGUAAAGCCAAGGCUCAGAAAACAAAACAGCCGCCAGCGAGCACCCCUGCGUCCCCAGGACACCUCCAGGAAGCUGAAACCAAGGACAAGACGGCCACUAGCGGAGAGAAGACGGGUCGGACCGAGAAGGCCAAGCCAGAGGGUCCGAAGAAGCCAGAAGAGAGUAACAGGACGUACGCAGCUGCUGUGAAGAAUGAGAAGGAGGAGAAGAACCGCAGAGCCGGAGCGGGUGACGUGAAGCCGAGCUCCAGCCCGGCGAGUCUGCAGGACGGGGUCACGCUGUACUUUCACGCGAUCAUCUCGAAGCAUUUCGGAUUCGACCCCACGGCCCACAAAGUGGUUGUCAGGGGCGGCGAGGAGCUGGGGAAGCCCAAGUGGAGCCGUAACAUCUGUGAGAUGCACCUCACCCAAGACCUGCAGGAGAACGGGUCCCUCGUGGAAGGCAGCGCCACCCUCGCCCGACAGCACCUGGAUAAACCCAUUCCUUACAAGUACGUCCUCCUGCGCGGCAAGGGCCAGGUGGAGUACGAGUUCAUCUACAAGCGUCAGCAGAAGGAGGGCGAGUUCGUCAACCGCUGUCUGCACGUGAGGCCUGAGCUCCUGGGCUCUGGAGACUGGCACCAGUACGAUGAUAUAAUUUGCAUGAAGCCCCCGGGGAAGAUUCAGAGGGUGAUAGAUCACAUAACCGACGGCACGAGGAGGGAGCUGGUGAAGGGGAAGCAGAUCGCUGCCACCGUCAUGCUGGACAGCAUUUUCAGCAUCCUGCAGACCUGGGACGCCAUCAACCUGAAGAGCUUCUUUACCCAGUUCCAGCAGUUCUACUCGGUCGUGAGCGUAACGGCGGGAGAAGAUGGGGCGGCCCUCACAGCCCUGAGGGUCACGACCCCACGACCCAUCUUCCUUCUCUCCUGGCGUCAGGUGAAGAAAAACCUCUGGUCGUAUUUAACAAACCAGUCAGCGCCGUUUCUGGGAAGAACCGGGGACCCUUGGCCCGAGGGCCACCCGGUGAGGAGGAAGCUACGGCUGGGCCUGGUCCUCCUGUUCGCGGUGGAGAGGUUUGACCUGCCCGUGUCGGAGGGCGACCUGGCCCUGCUCUGCCGCCUGCUCUGCCCGGACGCCUGCUCGCCGGGCGACCUCCGCCGGGACCUCAGCCACGUCUUCCAAACAUGUUGGAGCUGGCGAGUGUUUCUGGUCAACCUGUGCCGGAGGUGCAUUGCGAAGUCCGUGGACCUCUGGGUGCUCACCCUGCCUGUCCUGCACCACUGCAUGGCCCCGUGCCCUCAAGGGAAGGGCUCCAGGAUGCAGUCCGAGGACACCUGGGCGGCCCUGGAAGGAAUCCCCUUCUCGGAGUUUCGGGAAAAAAGGCCAGAUCAGGGCCACUUGGUUGAGCUCAUGGGGAAGGAGGCCCAUCUGCUGCAGGUGGACGAGUGUCUCUUCCGCUCCUGGUUCAGUCUGGUGCCCCUGAGCAACCUGGUUGGCUUCGUGGGCGACUUCGUGGGCCACCUGAGCCACUUCCCCACGCGCAUCCUGGACUGCCUUCUGGGCACUUGGUACCGGCUCCAGAGGCUGACGGGAUUCUUCGUCCGAGAGUGGGAGAGCACCCAGAGCAUGCUUCAGAUGCUGUUGCACCUCCUGGAUAUUUAUCAAGACAAGAUUCUUGAGGAGCCCUUGAUCCAGUCCUACUUGACCGUGUGCCUGAAACUUCAUGAAACUGUCUGCCGGAUCACAAAAGAACCCAGGUUUUAUGAGCUGCCCGCCCUGUCCGCUGAGCUCGUCUGCCGGAUCAUCACACUCAAACCUCUGCUGCAGGAGGACUCAGCCGAACACCCAGGGAAGGAGACCGGGAAGAAGAAUUCUGUGCAAACAGUCUUCCAGGCGACGGUCGCCAAGACCAGAGCGUGGCUGCAGGGCGUGUUUCAGGAGAGCAUGCUCAUCCUCAGCCACUGGUCUCCUGUCCAGUUCCGGUACCAGGAGGAGAUCAAGGUCUGGAGGCGGCUGGUGGAAAUCGGCUUCCCCAUGGAGUACGGCUGGGAGGAGUCGCUGAUGGGCGACCUGGAAGGAAGAAUCAAACAGGAGAAGCCUCUUGUCCAGAUCUCCGCCUUCUGCAGCGCCCAGUGGGAUGCCAUGGGCCUAGAGGACAGCGUGUCGAGAUGCUUCGAGAAGUGCGUCCUCGAAGCAGUGAACACAGCCUGCCAGUCUCAGACCAGCAUUCUGGAGAAGAUUCCCCACCACGACCUGCAGAAGUUCGGCAGCCUGGUGUCGGCCGUGAUCACCAAGGCCUGGCCGAGGAGCGACGGGCAGGCCGUGGAGGAGCUGGACGGGGUCUUGAAGCACCUGCUCACGUGGCCGGACGUCAAGCAUCUCUUCAAGUUGUACGAAACCGAUGAGAAGGUGUUGGCCAACAUGACAGAGGACAGCAAGAAGCUGCUGGCCGUCGCGGACUCUGUGUUCACCAAGGUCACCGAGGACCUCCUGACGGGCACCAUCUUGGUUCGACAGCUGGAGCUCAUCGUGAAGCACACCAGCCAGUUCCUGGACAUCUGGCUGUUGAAGAGAAAGCGCCUUUCGCCGCAGGAGAAAAAGCAGGACGUGAAGGAAGUGCUGGACUGGAGGAAGGAGGAACUGAAGUUUCUGAAGAAAGAGAAGAAGUGUGUGCACAGCCUCCUGAAGCUGUGCGAGGAUGUGAAGCACCUGGUGGAAGUGGACCUGGAGGAGGUGACGAGAAAACACGUGGAGGACCUCGACAGCAAAAGUCUGAGUGAUGCCGUGACAGUGAGGCUGUCCGCCACCUCCCUGGGCGGGAAGCGGACAACCCAUUACAGCCUGAGCCCCCACGUCCAGGAGAUGGCCGAGAAGAUGGACUGGCUCAAGGACAGCCACAUCUUCUGCGCCUUCUGGGCGGAGGCCGCGGAGGGGCUGAGCGAGCCCGAGGAGGAGCCGGAGCGGCAGCGGCUGCAGCCCGAGGAGGCGCACGACUGCCUGUUCCAGCCCUGCCUCCAGCGCUACCUGGGUCUCUACGAGGACCUGAGGUCGGGAGCGGUCACCCUGCAGGAGGUCAACGUCGUCUUCAAGAACUUCGUGAACAGGUACAGCCAGCUCACCUCUGAGCUCCAGCGUAUGUGUGCCCUGGACAGCAGGGACCAGAGAGACUGGGUCAAGGACCGCGUCAGGCAGAUCAAGGAGUGCCAUCACCUGCACCAGGCCGUCAGCUCAGCCAAGGCCAUCCUGAAGGUCAAGGAGAAUUUGGGCCUGACCGGUGACUUCAGCGUUCUACAGACUUUGUUAAACUUUACGGAUAACUUCGACCAGUUUCGCCACGAGAAGCUGGACCGAAUCAACAAGCAGCUCAUCCAGGCCAAGAGGCUGCUGCAGGACGUCACGGAGCCCCGGUGUCAGUGCCUGAGCGAGCUGUCCCAGAGGAAGGAGUUCAUCAGCUGGGUCCAGGAGGCUCUUGGGGGCAUCAAUGAGCUGAAGGUGUUUGUGGACCUGGCCUCCAUCUCCGCGGGGGAGAACGACAUCGACGUGGACCGCGUGGCCUGCUUCCACGACGCUGUGCAGGGCUACGCGCCGCUGCUGUACGAGCUGGGCCCGGGCGCGGGCUUCAACGAGCUCGUGAGCCGGCUGGGCGAGCUGUGGCGGGCCCUGGAGAACGACCCGUACCUGCCCCACAAGCUGCGUGACUCUGCCAGGAACUUGGAGUGGCUGAAGACCGUGAAGGAAAGCCACGGUUCAGUGGAGCUCUCGUCCCUGUCUCUGGCCACGGCCAUCAACAACAGAGGCCUCUAUGUUAUCAGGGCCCCCACAGGUGGCCAAAAGAUCUCCCCGGACAUGGUUCUGCAGUUAUCGCUCCCCGAGAGCCAUGGCGGCCGGGAGGAGACGCGCGACUUCUCUCUGGAGGAGCUCAAGGAGCUUCUGAACAAGCUGAUGCUGAUGUCUGGCAAGAAGGAGCACAGCAACGUUCAAGUAGAGAUAUUUUCCAAGGUGUUCUGCAACGUGCAGAGGCUGGUGCAGGCCUUCAUCGACUUGUACUCCGCCGGGAACGCGCUGUUCAGGGCCUGGACGGCGCGGGUGCACUGCUCCCCUCACCACGGCGUCUCCGUCCAGAUGGACUUCCACUUGGAGCCUCCGAUCCGGCUCAAGGGCAGUGGGGCAGCGGCAGAGCUGCUGGAGGCCGUCAGCAGGCAGAUGGAGCACUUCCUGGACCGCUGGCAGGCGCUCGUGGCCGAGAAGCGGGCCACGCACUUUUAUCUCAACUACUUCACGGCCGAGCAGCUGGUGUACCUGAGCGCGGAGCUCAUGAAACCGACACCCAGCGAAGCCGCCCUCACCAUGCUGUCCUUCAUCAAAGCCAACUGCACCCCGAGGGACGUGGCCAGGGCCCUCCAGGAGCCCGACGGGGAGGCUCCCCGGCAGCAGGAGAGGACGGUGAUUCAGGGACUGCAGGCGGCGCUCCUGCGGGAGCCCAGCCUGGCCGGCAAGCUGCAGGCCAUCCUGGAGCAGUCGAUGGCGUGCAUGCGCGCCUUCCUGCCGCACUGCCUGGACCUGGAGGCGCUCGGCCGCUGUCUGGCCCUCCUGGGGUGGAUGCGCGGGUGUCCAGUGCAGCGCCGCCUGCCCAAAGGCUUGCACGUGGGCCGGCCCAACCUCAUCAUCUGUGGCCACUCCGAGGUGCUGCCGGUCGCGCUGGCCGUCUACAUGCACGCCCCGCAGCAGCCGCUGCCCACCUUCGACGAGGUGCUGCUCUGCACGCCGGGGACCACGUUCGAGGAGGUGGCGCUGCUCCUGCGCCGCUGCCUGACGCCGGGCUCCCGGGGGCGAGGCGUCUACAGCCUGCUCUACGCCGACCUGCUGAGCUAUGAGGUGGCCAGCCAGGCCGAGGCGCUCUUCCUGAGCCUGUGUUCGCGGCCACACCGCGAGGACUUCCAGCUGGUGGUGGUGUGCGACAGCGCGCGGGAGCACUGUCACCUGCCUGCGGCCUUCAGCCAGCACAAGGUCCCCGUCAUGCCCCAGGCGCCCCUCCAGGACGUGCAGGCGUACCUGGCUCAGCAUUUCCGGGUCCCCGCGCACGUGCGGUCAGCCGCCGACGUUUUCCGGGACCGGAUGUGCGUGGGCGUCGUGACGUCGGAGCGAGCGGGCGUCGGAAAGUCUCUGUAUGUGGAGAGAUUACACAGCAAACUGACGAUGAAGCUGAGGGGGGAAACGGUGCCCCUAAAGGUUAUCCGACUGAUCGACCCUCAGGUGGAUGAGAACCAAGUCCUGUGUUCCCUCCUGCCUUUCCUGAAGGCCCGCUAUCAGACCAGACCCAUGAUCUUCCACUUCGACGUGACCUCUUCGGUGCAGAGCGGGAUUUGGGCGUUCAUCUUCAAGCUCCUCGUCCUGCAGUACUUAAUGGACGUGAAUGGGAAAGUGUGGCUCCGGAACCCGACCCACUUAUACAUCAUCGAAAUCCUGGAGCGGACCCCAGCACUGCCCAAGAAGCCUUCCAGACGGAGUACGCAUGGCCCCCAGUUCAAUUUUCUGGACAUCUUCCCAAAAGUCACCUGCCGGCCUCCCAAAGAAGUGAUAGACAUGGAGCUGAACUCCGAGGAGUGCUCCAGAGAUCCAGGGAUGGACCAGAAAGUGUUCCAAAGCGAGACGUUCCAAAGACCUUACCAGUAUCUGAAACGGUUCCACGAGAAGGAAAACCUGGACUCGUUCCUGUACCAGCAGGGCUGCGUGGAGGGCACCCCCGAGGAGUGCCUCCAGUACUUCCUCAUCUACUGCGGGGUGAUAAACCCAUCCUGGUCAGAGCUCUGGAACUUCGCCGGGUUCCUGAAUUACCAGCUCCGAGACUGCGAAGCCUCCCUCUUCUGCAACGCAGGCAUCACCGGAGACACACUGAGAGGCUUCAAGAACUUUGUGGUCACCUUCAUGAUCUUCAUGGCGAGGGACUUCGCCACACCCACCCUCCACACGUCCGACCAGAGCCCAGGGAGGUGGGCAGUCACCAUGGACGGGGUCAGGGAAGAAGACCUAGCCCCUUUCACUCUCCGGAAGAAGUGGGAGUCCGAGCCUCACCCGUACGUGUUCUUUAACAGCGACCACACGUCCAUGACGUUCAUUGGCUUCCACAUCCAGCCCAACCAGAACGGCAGCCUUGACGCUGUGGACCUCGAAAGCAGGAGGGUCAUAAAGAGAAACGUCAUGGAGAUGGAACUGUUCCGGGGGCUGCUGCUCCAGAGGGUGCCCUUCAACGUUGACUUUGAUCAGCUGCCCAGGCACGAGAAACUUGAGAGACUCUGCCUGGCAUUAGGGAUCCACUGGCCCAUGGACCCGGAUGAAACCUAUGAGCUCACGAUGGACAACAUGCUUAAGAUCCUUGCCAUCGAGAUGCGGUUUCGGUGUGGAAUCCCCGUUAUCAUCAUGGGCGAGACCGGCUGCGGGAAGACCAGACUCAUUAAGUUCCUCAGCGACCUGCAGCGCGGUGGCGCCAAGGUGGAGACCAUGAGGUUGGUCAAGGUCCACGGAGGAACGACCGCAGAGAUGAUCUACUCCAAGGUCCGCGAGGCAGAGGAACUCGCUCUCCUCAAUAAGGAGCGGCAUCAGCUGGACACCAUCUUGUUCUUCGACGAAGCCAACACGACAGAAGCCAUCAGCUGUAUCAAGGAAGUGCUGUGUGAUCGCACGGUGGACGGCCAGCCCCUGGCCAAGGACUCGGGACUGCACAUCAUAGCCGCCUGCAACCCCUACCGGAGGCACACGCAGGAGAUGAUCGGCCGUUUGGAGGCGGCCGGUUUGGGGUACAGGGUCCGUGCGGAGGACACGGCGGAGCGGCUUGGCUCCAUCCCGCUCCGGCAGCUGGUGUACCGAGUGCACGCCCUGCCGCCGAGCCUCAUCCCCCUGGUGUGGGACUUCGGACAGCUGAACGACACUACCGAGAGACUCUACAUCCAACAGAUUGUGCAGAGACUAGUGGACUCCAUCGGCAUGAACGCAACCCAGAUCCGUGCGGUCACAGAAGUGCUUUCCGCCUCGCAGAGUUUCAUGAGGAAGAGAGGAAACGAGUGCGGUUUUGUCAGCCUCAGGGACGUGGAGCGCUGCGUCAAAGUCUUCACAUGGUUUCACGGCCACAGCAGGACGCUCUUGUCCAAGCUGGAUGCCUUUCUCUGCGAGUCCGACGCGCACCAAAACGCCUUUGAGAGAGAUCCCGUCCUCUGGUCCCUGGUGCUGGCCGUCGGGGUGUGCUACCACGCCUCUCUGGAGCAGAGGGAGCCGUACUGGAGGGCCAUCUGCAGGCUCUUUCCAAAACCCUAUAGCGACAGCAAGGUUCUUCUGGAGGAGGUCACCCGAGUGCAGGACCUUUUCCUGAACGGUGUGUCUUUGCGGAAAACCAUUGCUAGGAACUUGGCUUUGAAAGAGAAUGUCUUCAUGAUGGUCAUCUGCAUCGAGCUGAAGAUUCCCCUCUUCCUGGUAGGAAAGCCUGGCAGCUCUAAAUCUCUUGCCAAGACCAUCGUGGCGGACGCCAUGCAAGGCCCGGCAGCCCACUCAGACCUGUUCCGGAGGCUGAAGCAGGUCCACCUGGUGUCAUUCCAGUGCAGCCCGCACUCUACCCCCCAGGGUAUCAUAAGCACCUUCAGGCAGUGUGCCCGCUUCCAGCAGGGGAAGGACCUGCAGCAGUACGUCUCGGUGGUGGUGUUGGACGAGGUGGGACUGGCGGAAGACUCGCCCAAAAUGCCCCUGAAGACUCUGCACCCGCUGUUGGAAUACGGGUGCAUUGAAGACGACCCCGCUCCCCACAAAAAGGUUGGCUUCAUAGGCAUUUCCAACUGGGCCCUGGACCCUGCCAAGAUGAACCGGGGCAUUUUUGUGUCACGAGGCAGUCCCAACAAGAGGGAGCUCAUAGCGAGUGCCAAGGGCAUUUGCUCUUCAGAGCCCCUGAUCCAGCAAAGGGUCCAGGGGUUCUUUGCACCCUUUGCGAGAGCCUACGAAACAGUGUGUGAGAAGCAAGACAAGGAGUUCUUCGGGCUCCGUGACUACUACAGCCUCAUCAAAAUGGUCUUCGCCAAGGCAAAGGCCUCUGGUAACGAGCCGUCCCUGCAAGACGUCGCGCAGGCCGUCCUCCGCAACUUCAGUGGCAAAGAUGACAUCCACGCCCUGGACGUGUUCAUGGCCAACCUGCCCGAGGCGAAAUGCUUGGAGGAAGUCAGCACCCUGCAGCUGAUCGAGCAGAACUUGUACGGAGACCUUCAGGCAUCAGGCCGGGAGCCAGAUGACUCCGAAGCCCGCUACCUGCUCGUGCUGACCAGGAACUACGCGGCCCUGCAGGUCCUGCAGCAGGCGUUUUUCAGUGACGACCAGCAGCCGGAGAUCAUUUUUGGCUCCAGCUUUCCCCGGGACCAAGAGUACACCCAGAUCUGCAGAAACAUCAACCGAGUGAAGAUCUGCAUGGAAACAGGCAAGAUGGUGGUGCUGCUCAACCUGCAGAGCCUCUACGAGAGCCUGUACGACGCGCUCAACCAGUGCUACGUCCGCCUCGGGGGCCAGCGGUACGUGGACCUGGGCCUGGGGGCCCACCGGGUCAAGUGCCGCGUCCGCCCAGACUUCCGGCUGGUCGUCAUCGAAGAGAAGGACGUAGUGUACGAGCACUUCCCCACCCCUCUCAUCAACCGGCUGGAGAAACACUAUCUGGACAUCAGCACCGUCCUGGAGACGUGGCAGAAAAGCAUCGUGCAGGAGCUCAAGGCCUGGGCGCAGAGAUUCGUAGAUGUGAAGGCAGAGCCGCCUGCAGCCGGACACAAAUACAGCCCUUCCGAAGUCUUCAUCGGCUACCACUCGGACGCGUGUGCGUCUGUGGUGCUGCAGGUCACGGAGAGACUGGGCCGCGGGGCCUUGACCGACGACCUCUACCAGAAGGUGUCCGAUGAGGCCAAGCUGACCCUGCUGGGCUGCGCCACGCCGGACGCUGUGGUUCGGCUGGGCGCCUCCUCCCUGGGCCUGUUCGCCGCCCAGGCGCUGUGUCAAGAGUACUACCACGCGCAGCACCACAGCUCCUUUGCGGACUUCGUCCAGGCCCAGCUGCGCACGACGGAUCCGGGCCGCCGCGUCGUCUUCACGGAGGUCACCACUUUCUCCAGACUGCUGACCAGCCAUGACUGCAAAGAACUUCUGGAACCAGGAGGAAAGGACGGAGCUCCGAAGGCCACGAUCCUGUCUCUGCAGCAGUUCGACACUGAGUGCUCGUUCCUCCGAGAAGUCCAAAACUGCUUAACCGAUGCAGCCGGGUGUAAAAUCCUCAUUAUUCAGACGGAUUUUGAAGAUGGAGUCCGCAGUGCGCAGCUCAUUGCUUCAGCUAAGUAUUCUGCCAUAAAUGAAAUCAACAAGAUGCAAGGAAAUCAGGACUGCAUCUUGGUCUAUUUCAUCACGAAACUGUCCCGGAUAGAGAGCGGAGCGUCCUACGUGGGAUUCCAUGGGGGGCUGUGGCAGUCUGUGCACAUUGACGACCUCCACAUGUCCACAGUCAUGGUUUCAGACGUGACCAAGUUGCAGGACGUGGCCAUCAGCCAGCUGUUUAAGCCAGAAGAGGACUCUGAGUUGGAGACGGGACAGGGGGCUGGAGACAGCCUGGAGGAGCCGAUGGAAUCCGAGGCUGCCGACGGAUCAGGGGAGGCGCCAGGAGCAGGCCUGGGGAUGGAAGGCUCGGAGGCGACGGGCAGCGUGGAGCAGGGCGGAAGCCAGAUCGUGGACACGACCAGCCUGCUCAGGAGCUGCAUCCAGAGCGCGGUGGGCAUGCUCCGCGACCAGGACGGCCGCCAGCGCGGCAUGCGGCGGGUGGAGAUCCUUCUCAGCCUCCUGGACGCGGACGACCAGUUCAAAGCCGCGUUCCUGCGGGCGUCCAAGGCGCGGCUGCACGCGCUCCUGAAGCAGCAGGAAGACCAGUGCCUAUUCAACACGAAGGCCUGGGUGGCGAGGGAGGCCUCGAAUCAGGACGCUCUCCAAGAGGCGGGCACGUUCAGGCACACCCUCUGGAAGCGGGUCCAGGGCGUUGUCACCCCUCUCCUGGCCAGCAUGGUGUCUGUCGUCGACAGAGACAGCAACCUCGAGCUGCUGACCACCCCGGACUCUCCCUCCUGGACGAGAGAUCUUUGGAUGUUUAUUUUCCGUGACAUCAAGCUUCUGAACAUUCCUUUUGUGACAAACGAUAUGAGGUCUAAGAGCGAGAUGCCCUGCAUCGUGGUGCAGAACUGCAUGUCCCCCCCGGAGGGGGUCUCCCACGACGUCCCGUUCAGCUGGAGAAUCAAAGACUAUCUGGACGAGCUGUGGGUGCAGGCUCAGUACAUCUCCGGAGCUGAAGGUUUGUCGAAGUUGGAGGGAAUCUUCCAGCAGACCCCUCUGGGCGGCUUCCUCGCCCAGCUCAGCCCGGAGCAGCAGGAGCAGCUGUUUCUCGGCUACAUAAAGGACUUCCUGCUCUUGACCAUGAGAGUGUCCACGUGGGAAGAACUGAAGAUUCUGCAGGUGGCGCUGGGGUCCUGCGUCUGCCAGCUGCGGGCGCAGAGGCCGCGGGACAGGGCCUCGCUGCCGCUGGUGCACUUCACGUACCAGCUCUUCCGGGGCCGGCUGCAGAACCUCUCCAGGAUCCUGACCAUCUGUCCCCAGAUCCUACAAAUGUUACUCUGCAGCAUCAUGGGAACUACGAGGAACAACAGAUUGGAAGGACCUGAGCUGACUCUGGAUGCAUUUGCAGCGAUGGCCUGCACGGAGAUGCUGACCAGAGACCUCCUGAAGCCCAGCGCCCAGGCCUGGCUGCAGACAGUGAAGAGCCUGUCCAUGCCGCUGGAGCUUCUGUGCUCGGACGGGUACCUGCAGAGCUGCGGGGCGAUGGCCAGAGACGUCAUCAGGGAGGUCAGAACCCAGUGGAACCGCGUGUUCCCCGUGGCCCUGUUCGUGGAGCACGUGCUCCUGGAGAUCGAGAGCCAGAUUCCUGAGCUGCGCGAGCUGGUGACCGAAUAUGUCUUCAUGCUGAACAAGUGUCUGCAGGAGAACUCUGACGUCAAGGCGUACAGACCUUUCGUCGCCGUGAUGCUCACUCUUCGUAAGUGUAAGGACCAGGCCAGCAGGACCCUCGCCAGGCUCGAGAUCCAGCCGUGCCCCGUCUGCCUGGGAGACGUGCAGGACCCGGUCUGCCUGCCCUGCGACCACGUGUUCUGCUCGGCCUGCGCCAGGUUCUGGCUCCUCACGGGCCAGAUGAGGUGCCCUUUGUGUUCAACGGACUUGCCGGAAGGCUACUCCCCGGAGAUAUCCCGAGAGCACAGGGACGCCGUCCAGAAACACGCCCGCGUCCGGCAGAUGUGCAACAGCUUCUUUCUAGACCUGGUCUCCACCGUGUGCUUCAAGGACGGCUCCCCGCCGGAGGAGGGGGUGGUGGACGUCCUGCUAAAUCUGCUCUUCGUGCAGAAGGAGCUCUUGCACGACACCUUCCAGAGACGCCGCGAGCACACAAAGACUCUCUCCCCGUUCGACGACGUCGUGGAUAAGACCCCAGUCAUCCGCUCGGUGGUGCUGAAACUGCUCUUGAAGUACCGCUUCCAGGAAGUGAAAGACCACAUCCAGGCUUACUUGUCCCUGCUGGAGAGGAAAGUGUUCCUGACGGAGGAUAAGACCGAGCUCUACACCCUCUUCAGUACCUGCCUGGAGGAUUCCAUCUACGAGAAGGUUAGCGCUCUCUCUGCCAGUGAGGAACAGAAGUACCUGAGAGAUGAGGGGGCCUUCCUGCAGACCUACUCCGGGCGGCGUGGCCCCGAGCUCGUCCCCGAGGCCUCGGUGGAGUGCCUGCAGGAGACGGCCCGGAUCCGCCUCUGUCUAGAUAAGGCAUCUGACCUCCUCUCCGGGCUCCAGGAGGGCUCAGAGGCGGCCGGGGACCAGCAGCGCUACCUCCGUCAGGUGGAGCGCUUCUGCGCACAGGCCGGGAACGACUGGCACCGGGUGUACCUGGUGCGGAAGCUCGCCAGCCAGCGGGGCGUGGAGUUCGUGCAGCGCCUCUCCCGACCCGGCCACCCUGCGCGCUGGGUGUUCCCCCAGGCAGUCCUGGCGCAGCAGGAGGGUCAUCCAAGCCAGAUGGACCGGUACCUGGUGUAUGGUGACAAAUACAAGUCCCUUCGUGACGCGGUGGGCAAAGCUGUCCUUGAGUGCAAGCCCGUGGCCAUCGCGGCUGCUCUGAAGGUCGGCAGGGACCCCGGCCCUCAGCAGGCGGCCCACUUACUGUUGGCGCUUUUCAGAGAAGUCACCACACUGUACAGCCUGCCGGACGCGACCCUCCAUCCGACGUCAGAGCAACGUGAGGCUCUCACCAAGGCCAUCGAGGAGAGCGAGGCCCUCUCUCACCCAGAUGUCAGACACUUUGCAACGUCGCUCGUGGCCAAUACUCUGCCCGUGCUGCACGCCGGCGUGACGGACAGCGGCCUCGAAGGCACAGUGGCAGAAAUGGCCGUCCACGUGGCCGUCGUCCUCCUGUGUGGACACAGUGAGGUCUUGGAACCCCUGAGGAACCUGGCCUUCGCCCCGGCCAGCAUGGCGAAUGCUUUUCUUCCAACGAUGCCCGAAGACUUGCUGGCUCAGGCACAGACCUGGAAGGGUCUGGAAAGAGUGCAGUGGUACAGUGAGUGUCAGCUUCUAACACGGCGGCUGCUGACCGCGCAUGAGGCCCGUCAGCCCCUUCCUGGGCCCCUGGGGAGGGUGCACUUGGCUCCCUCCUCCUCUCCUGGGACGGAGCUGCGCCAGAGGCUCAGGCAAGGGCCAGCUCGCGCUAUCAGGUCUGAGGGCUACUGGCUGCUGCACCUCAAGCCCCAGACUGCGGAAUCCAGGGGCAGCACAGAGGGCCACUCAGGUCAGCUGCCUCGCAGUGCGAAUGCGUGGGCUGCUGGGCCGCCAGGAAGGCGAGGCCGGACGGGAGAGCCCGAGGCGAGAGAGGUGCCGUGGCAGCGCCUCGCCCCCAGGGCCCAGGAGGCACAACCGUCCCCAGUCACCCCCCCCAUCUUCUCUCGUCCCUCCAGAGACCACGCGGACAGAACGCAGACUGGCCACGUGCUGGGAGCCCCGCUGUCCAGGGACGAGGCGGCCGUGUCGGACCGCCAGCUGGCCCCCGCGAUCUUCCAGCUCCUGCGGCUGCUCACGCACCUGGCCUUGCUCCUGGGGGCGGCCCAGGGGCCCGAGGUGCUGAGAGCCAUCAUCAAGCCUCCGGUGACCGACCCCCGUGGCUUCCUGCAGCGGCACGUCCAGCGGGACCUGGAGCAGCUGACGAAGACCCUGGGGCAGAGCGCCGACGAGGCCGUCAGCGCCGUGCACCUGGUGCUGCGCGGCCUCCUGGGGCGGGGGCGCCACGUCUCCGGCCACAGAAUUUUCCAUUUCGAUGCGACACUGUCAUCCAGAACAUCCCGAAACAGCUGGGAGAAGACCAUGGAGACCCUCGUUCUCCCCGAGCUGGAGCACCAGCAUCUGGAGAAGGCCCUGCUGACGGUCACUACUCAGAUCAGCCAAGAUGAGCGCAUCACCUCCAAUCCCGUGGCCAGGAUCGUGUACGGCGACCCGGGGGCCUUCCUGCCUGGCCUGCCCCGCAGCGCGCUCCACUGCUCCCGGAUGUGGGCCUGCAGGCGGAGGGCCACCGUGGAGUACCUGCGGCACAUCGUAGAGCAGGAGUCGGGCACGGAGACCGUGCCCAUCCUCCGGAAAUUCCUGCAGAAGGAGGCAGAGCUGAGGCUGCUGAAAUCCCUGCCUGAGAUCCUGGCCCUGCAGAAGGAUCUGGUGAAGCACUUCCAGCACGUGUCGGAGACCGACUGCCAGUCCAUCAGAGCGUUCAUUAACAGCCACCAAGAAGACGGGUUGAAAGAGUUACUCCGCAAGAGGGUCCGUAUCUUUCUGUCGACGUGGAACCGGCUGAGGACGGCGCUGCAGACCAGGGGUGAAAUCAAGCUGCCCGACGAAUACUGCAGCGCCGACCUGGACGGGGACGCGGACCUCGAGGUCAUCCUGCCGCGCCGCCGGGGCCGGGGCCUCUGCUCCACCGCCCUGGUCAGCUACCUGAUCAGGCUGCACAACGAGAUGGUCUACGCAGUGGAGGAGCUCACUGGGGAAGACAAGUGCUACACGGUCGAUGCCUCCGAGGUCACGGACCUGCACGUCAUCAGCUAUGAGGUUGAGCGGGACCUGGUGCCCCUGAUCCUGUCCAACUGCCAGUACCGGGUGGAGCAGGGCCGGGAGACGCUGCAGGAGUUCGACCUGGAGAAGAUCCAGCGCCAGGUCGCCAGCCGCUUCCUCCAGGGCAAACCCAGGCUCACCCUCAAGGGAAUCCCCACCCUGGUGUACAGACAGGACUGGAACUAUGAGCACCUGUUCGCCGACAUCAAGAGCAAGAUGCCGCAGAAACCCCUCCCCAGCGCAGCCACUGGCGCCAUCUGCGGACAGCUGCAGUCCUACAGCGACGCCUGCGAGGCCCUGUCGCUCGUGGAAGUCACGCUGGGGUUCCUGAGCACGGCCGGCGGCAACCCCAACAUGCCCUUGAAGGUGUAUGUGCAGGACAUGCUGCGCAUGGGUGACCAGACAGCGCCGGUUCUGAAGGCCUUACACAGAUGCCAGCUGAAGCACACAGUCGCGCUGUGGCAGCUCCUGUCGGCCCACCGGUCAGAACAGCUGCUCCGACUGCACAAGGAGCCCUUCAGGGAAUUCAGCCCCAGCUACAAAGUUGGGCUCAGCCCGGACGAAGCCAAGUGCCUCCGCACGUUCCUGAACCAGGCUGACCUCGACUCCUUCCUCCUGGAGCUUCAUGAAAUGAUGCUCCUGAAACUGAAGAGCCCCCAGGCUGAGAGCAGCUUCAACCCCGAGUGGAGCCUGAGAGACACCCUAGUCAGCUACAUGGAAACCAAAGAGGGCGAAAUUCCUCCCGAGCUGGAAUUUCACUUCCCAGAGGAGAUCCUGCUGCGCAGCUGUGUCCCCGUGUGGAGGAUGGCCGCUGAGCUGAGGCGGAGCCGCCAGGGCCGGUAGAGGGCGCUGCUCGCGACGGGGGACCGCGGGCUCUUCCCUCCCCGGUCACAGGCUGCGCCCGGGCCGGGCCUUCCGAGGGCGGCUGCUGGCGUGGCUCCGAACUCAGGAUCCCGUGUGCCAGGCGGUGUCAGGAACACGUGCACGUCCCACCUCCUUCCCGUCGGAUGAUGGGUACUGUCCGGGGGGAGGCGAGAACCGGAGACCCUGGGGAGCCGGGACACGCCGCCUGUGCACUGCCCGGGGCGCCCGCCAGCGCUUCCCAGCUGCCUGGAGCAGGAGGGGCCUGUGCCUUCGGCUGGCCAGCUGGCGCCCGGCACACGCCCACCCCGGCCCCCUGCCUGCAGGAUGAGACCGAGGGGAGACGGGCUGCUGACUCCUGCUCUCAUUUUCCAAAGUGCUCUGUGCUCCCAGAGGAGAGGCCGGCUUGGUCCUUUCUUCCGUUCCCUCCGGCUCUGGAGUACUGUGCAAGUUUCUGUAGGUUUCCAGGAAGGCGUGACAAAGUGCCAGACCCCUUUCUGUGUCUUCCAAGUACAAGUGGGUGCAUUCAGUGCCUUGAGGCCAGACCUCCGGGACCUCGCCCGGCCCCCGUGGAGAGUCGCUGCUGAGUUUCAAGUCCGAGCCGAAACACUUCCAUGGUGGAGAGCGCAGGGCUGAGUCGGGGGCACUUUCAGGGCCUUCUCGCCUCUUUUACACAACGGAGAGACCGCAGUGAUGGCCAGAUUUGCUUCUCAUUCUAGAGGUUUUAAAUUCCAAAUGGAAGUUGAUCAGUGCAAACUUGGACCAAAGGCCUGGUUCCGGCUUUGUUGUGGGAACUUUUAGACCGUCCGGGACCAUGCUGUGUAAACACGUCCUGCCUUCCUCUCAAGCUCAGCCAAGGCAUAAAAAACAGACUCCCAGAGACUACAGAGCCUGCCGAGUUGCUGCAGAAGGGAGAAGAGAGUAGUCAGCCGGCUCUGAUCUGCCAUGGCCGGGCCGUGAGGCUGGGGUCUCUCUUGCACCAUCUCCUUGGGUACUUGCGGCUCGGCGCCCAUCGGCACCGAGGUGACUGCUGUUUACACGUCAGAGGCAAAGGUCUUUAAUGAACAUUCUGAGUGCGUUCGCGACGUGGGCGGCCCGAGAUGGGCCCAGCAGGCGAGAGCGGCGGAGACAGAAAGCGCCGUCAGGCCGCCACGGAGAGGGAGCGGCGCUCCGCGGUCUCCAGCGUCCGGUGAAGGCAGCCCCAUGGCGGUUGUAUCGUUGUGGUCUAUGCAAAGGUACCCCCACCCCGUCUCCCCUAAUGGAUCGAGGGGCAGGGGGGGGGCCCUGCUCGGCUCCUCGACUUGCACUGAAUUCCGUUGAUACCUCCACUCAGGACGGAGCCAGCUGCCGCCAGGGCUGCUCUGGUCCCUCCCCGGGCCCCACACCUUAGCAGCCGGAGUCCGGGUCAGUCUCUUGCUUGUGAAACCUUUUUUUGGGACUGGAAUUCCUCCCCCCGCCCGCUUUUAAUGAAGGGUUUUUUAACUAUGAUGUUUUGUGUUAUAUGCUAAACUUUCAAAGCCUUAACAAUACACAGCGUUCUCUUGUUUAUGAGGAAACGCGCUGGCCUAGCACAAGCGAGUGUCAACUCUACUCUACUUGUCAUACUUGUUUUAAUAAACUUGAGUUUUGCUGCUAAAGAC